This is a messenger RNA of Lycium barbarum (goji berry), 2119 nucleotides long. RefSeq names its product low affinity sulfate transporter 3-like. Gene Ontology annotation, biological process: transmembrane transport. Gene Ontology annotation, molecular function: secondary active sulfate transmembrane transporter activity. Gene Ontology annotation, cellular component: membrane. The transcript has 12 exons. Lineage: Eukaryota; Viridiplantae; Streptophyta; Magnoliopsida; Solanales; Solanaceae. The record is from RefSeq and is a predicted model, not a curated record. The coding region runs from base 60 to 2033 and encodes 657 amino acids.
ACCUGGAUUAUGAGACAAGAGGAGUUCAGCUUAGCUCCAGAGUUAACCCAAACACUUCAAUGGGAUCAGUAGCCAAUAAUGAGAGCUUCAGCAUUGAGCUACAACAGCUUGAUGCAGCUAAUGAUACUGCAAGGAACCAGAGAACUCAAUGGCUACUAACUUCUCCUAACCCACCAAGUCUUUGCCAUGAACUCAUUAACACAAUUAAAAAAACUGCGUUGCCUCAUGGAAAGACCACAAAACAAUCAAGAAAUGGAGCUUUCUUUUCAUUCUUCAAAGGCUUAUUUCCAAUUCUUAGCUGGGGUAGAAAUUAUAAAGGUACAAAGUUUAAGCAUGACAUUAUGGCUGGCUUAACUCUUGCCAGUCUCUGCAUACCUCAGAGUAUUGGAUAUGCUAAUCUCGCGAAACUCGAUCCUCAAUAUGGCUUAUACACCAGUGUUGUACCACCAUUGAUAUAUGCUGUGAUGGGAAGUUCACGGGAGAUUGCCAUUGGCCCUGUUGCUGUUGUAUCAUUACUGCUUUCUGCAAUGGUUCCCAAAAUUGUAGACCCCGCAGUUGAUCAUAUUGCUUACAGGAAUCUUGUUUUCACUGCCACAUUCUUCACUGGUGCAUUUCAGGCAGCUUUUGGACUAUUCAGGUUGGGGUUUCUUGUGGAUUUUCUAUCACAUGCUGCCAUUGUUGGAUUUAUGGGAGGUGCAGCCAUUGUAAUAGGCCUCCAACAGUUAAAGGGUCUGUUUGGGAUUAACCAUUUUACUACCAAGACUGAUGUGGUGUCUGUAUUAGAAGCUGUUUUCAAAUCACUCCAUAAUGAACCAUGGUUUCCACUGAAUUUUGUACUUGGCUGCUCCUUCCUCAUCUUCAUCCUAAUUACCAGGUUCAUUGGGAAAAGGAAUAAGAAAAUGUUCUGGCUGCCAGCAAUUGCUCCUCUUAUAUCGGUUGUACUAUCCACUUUGAUAGUUUAUCUAACAAAAGCUGAUCAACAUGGAGUCAAGAUUGUAAAACACUUCAAAGGGGGUCUCAAUCCAAGUUCACUUCACCAAUUACAAUUCAAUAAUCCACACGUUGGAGAACUCGCGAAAAUUGGGCUGAUUUGUGCUAUCGUCGCUCUUACUGAGGCCAUCGCUGUUGGUCGAUCUUUCGCUUCAAUCAAAGGCUAUCAUCUUGAUGGAAACAAAGAAAUGGUAGCCAUGGGAUGUAUGAACCUUGUGGGAUCUGUAACUUCUUGCUACACAGCAACUGGUUCAUUUUCAAGAACAGCAGUAAAUUUCAGUGCAGGAUGUGAAACAGUGGUGUCAAACAUAGUUAUGGCAAUCACAGUUCUCAUAUCUCUGGAGUUGUUAACAAAGCUAUUGUACUAUACUCCAUUGGCAAUACUGGCUUCAAUUAUCAUAUCAGCUCUUCCAGGAUUAAUUGACAUUAGUGAAGCAUGUCAUAUUUGGAAAGUGGAUAAGACAGACUUCAUUAUUUGCAUUGCUGCCUUCUUUGGAGUACUCUUUGGCUCUGUGGAAAUUGGUCUUCUAAUAGCGGUUGGCAUCUCAUUUGGUAAAAUAAUACUUGGUACCAUCAGACCAAGUGUACAACUCCAAGGCAGACUUCCUGGGACAGAUACAUUCUGUGACAUUACUCAAUUUCCUGUGGCCACUGAAACUCCAGGAAUCUUGGUAAUUAGAGUGAACAAUGCUUCACUCUGCUUUGCAAAUGCUAAUUUCAUAAGAGGAAGGAUAUUGAGCACAGUGACAAAUGGAAGUGAAGAGCACACCAAGGAAAAGAUUCGUGUUUUAGUGUUAGAUAUGUCAAAUGUAAUGAGCGUCGAUACAUCAGGAAUCGUUGCAUUGGAGGAAUUGCAUAGAGAAUUGGUAUCGCAGGGAAUACAAUUAGCUAUAGCAAACCCAAGGUGGAAAGUGAUCAACAAGUUGAAGGCAGCAAAAUUUCUAGAUAAACUUGGAAAAGGGUGGAUUUUCCUCACCGUUGGGGACGCUGUAGAUGCCUGCUUGAAUACCAAAAUGAGUGAUCUUAGCACUAUCAAUUGUUGAAUGUUUAUGAUAUAUAUUUAUGUUAAUUGUAUAAAUACAAUUGAGAGUAAUGUAUCAAAUAUCUAUUGAGUUUUAUUUCAAGAAAA